This is a messenger RNA of Toxotes jaculatrix (banded archerfish), 1742 nucleotides long. It is a transcript of the gene spon2a, whose product is annotated as spondin 2a, extracellular matrix protein. NCBI's taxonomy places the organism in Eukaryota, Metazoa, Chordata, Actinopteri, Toxotidae. The record is from RefSeq and is a predicted model, not a curated record. The transcript has 6 exons. Gene Ontology annotation, cellular component: extracellular matrix. Gene Ontology annotation, biological process: cell adhesion. Bases 170 to 1171 code for a protein of 333 amino acids.
AAGAGAGAGCGAUAAAGACAGAGGAUAGAGGGAUAAAGGCUGAUAAGGCUGCAGCAGACAGCUGGUUACAGAGAUAGAGAGGAGAAGAGUGAGAGGGUGAGUGGAGCUGAAUCCUCACUGUGACUCUGCUGCAGCUUCUCUCUGUCACUGACUGACUGAUCCAGCACAGAUGACGCCAUCAGAGCACCUGACCUGUGGGUGGUUGCAGCAGCUACUUGUUGUACUUCUGAAGCUUUGCCUCGCCUCUGCUGGGCCUUUGAGACCAUUCAAUGGGACCGAAUGCACAGCCAGGGGUCCUGCUUCCUACAUCCUGGUCUUUACAGGUCACUGGAGCCCCCAGGCAUUCCCCAAGCAGUAUCCACUGUUCCGGCCCCCCGCACAGUGGUCCAAACUCAUAGCGGUCAGCCAUAAUCGCCGUUUUCGGCUGUGGGAGGAAGGUGCUCCAGCCAGUGCAGGGGUGCAGAACUUCGCUGAACUCGGGGUGACGGUGGAGCUGAUGAAGACAGCCAAGGAGGCCAGGAAGAGACGCAUGGUUGGCGCCAUGUACCGAACGGCCGGCAUCCCUAACGGCAUUGGGCACAGCUCCACGGAGAUGCUCAUGCAGCCCCGGAACUCACUGCUGUCCUUGAUGGUGAAGAUGAUCCCCAGUCCCGACUGGUUCGUUGGCGUGGACAGCCUAGAUCUUUGCGAGGGCAGCCACUGGAAACAGGAAGUGACCAUUGACCUCCAGCCUUAUGAUGCAGGGACAGACAGUGGAUUCACUUUCUCCUCUCCCAACUUUCCCACCAGCCCCCCCGAAAACAUCACAAAGAUCACGUCUCAGAUGCCGAACCACCCAGCCAACUCCUUCUACUAUCCACGCUUAAAGGAGCUCCCACCAAUUGCCAGCAUAAAGAUCUCUCGACAGAGCAGGUCACCUGACCGUCAAACCCCAAUGUCCAAUCAUAUUCUGCCUAACUCUAUCAGUCCCCAGCGCUUCUCAGUGACACCACUGGACUGUGAAGUGUCUCUCUGGUCGUCCUGGGGCUUGUGUCUGGGUCCCUGCUCCAGAGGCGGAGUUCGCCACCGCACGCGUUACAUCCUUUUGCGGCCGGCCAAUGCUGGCACUCCAUGCCCUGAACUGGAGGAACAGGCUGAAUGUGUACCACACAGCUGUAUGAAACUUCAGUAACCCACAGAGCACACAGUCACAGAUACUGCCAGUAAUUUAGCACUGGGACUUUGAUGUUAUUACUGCUGGACUGAGAAAUUCUGCUGCAUCUUGAGUAUCGCCUUCAUAAUGCAAAAGAUUGUUUUAUCUUUGUCAUGUCCAAAUUGUGGACAUUUAAGACAUGCUGCGUUAUCUGUGCAGCCCAUUAGUUUUACAUUUAAUGACAGUAAACGGAAACUUAAGGCUGGUUGUAGCAGAGUGUUGGACAGGUGUUAGGGUUUGAGAUGACACUAUAAGUGUUUUUAGGUUUAAAAGUGAUUUUUAUAAAUUGCCAUGGAUGUGGAGUUGAAAAACUGAAAGUGGGAGACAUGACGUGUGUCCCCUCAAAGACUUGUACAAGACCUAUUAUGGUUUGUUCAUUACCAACAGCAUACAGUGCAGUUCAAAAGUUUUGGAACACCCCAUUUUUCCCCAGUUUUUAUUUAAGCAGUUCAAGUUCAGUGAAUAACCAUAAAUGAUAGAAAGGUAAGUAGUAAACUGCCCAUGGUAAAAAAAAAAAAAAAAAGCUAAAUUGCAAUGUUGCAUUGCAUAU